UAAAAUUAUUAAAAUAUUUACUUAACUUGUAUUUAUAAGUUUUAUUUUAUGUAUAAAUCUUUAAAAUAACAAGACAAGAUUUGUUUUUGUUUUUUUCCUUACUGUUUAAAACAGCUACAACUAUAAUUUUGAUUAAUCAAAUUAAUUACAUUUUUGAAAGGCAUAAGGAAAUGAUAAUAUCACAUUUGGUAAAUAUUAAAAAAUUUAAUAUCUAAGCUAUAUAACAAUAUAAGCUUGUUAAUAUCCAUUUUACAUUAACACAUUAACUUUGACAACCCUUAAAUUUGUUAGAUUUUUAUUUUAUAUAAAUUUUCUGCAACUAUCUUAAAGUCCCUGAACCCUAUUUGGAAAAAAAAAAACCUCUUUAUUAUAAUUUAAACUUCUACACUUUUAUGUUUGUCUCAAAUCUUCUGUAUCUGAAGAAUUUCAGGUUAAGAGACUGUGUAUCCAGUAGUUCCAGUCCUAUCAUUUAUGUAAAUAUCAUACAUAGUCAAUAUUUACCAAUAUUACAAUGACUCUUUUGAAGGAUUUGCUUAUAGAUAAUAAUAGCUGAAUGCACAUGUGAUAGGAUGUGAAUGCUGACUGUUUAAGUGAGAACUUUGUGUUGAAAUUGCUCAGAUAUGUUUACAUUAAACUGAGUAUAGCUGAGUGCACAGAAUUCGGUCAAACUGCCAGUUGUUUAAGUUAUGACUGGUGGUUCACUAGUUAAUGUAAUCUACUGAUAUAGUUUAUGCUUAAUUCAGAAUGUUUGUUGUUAUAUUAAGCUGUAUUUGAUUUAUUUUGUCAUGAUUUUGACUACUAUCCUCAGUUUGAAUGUGACGAGUAUUUUGCCUCAUAAGCACCAUGCUAAGCUUCAGAAGUAAAUUGUUGAAUUUAUAAAUUACACUUACAAGUUUAUGUGGCACAUAUUUGAAAAUGGCAUAUGGAUAUUGAUAUUGCCCAGAGUGAGCCUCAGGAAAUUAAAACUUGACCUUUUUAUGUAUUUUAACAAUCUUUGUUUUGUAUCCUUAAUUUAGAUUGACAUUUUGUGUACUACAGCUUUAUGAAACUUUACGGUUACAUUGUAAAUCAUAUCCGACAUAUCGGGGGGAUUCUUAAUAGUGUUUUCAUUUAGUAUUUCUAGGCAGUUUCAACAAAUCAAGCAACAGAUGCAAAAGAAAAUGAAGAAAAAAGUUUGUCUUAAAGGAUCUAAGGACUCUUCGUAGCAACAUUAUAUUUUAUAUUAUUUUUACAUUACUAUUUAAUCUUAUUUGUGCCAUGUUUUCUUUGCAAGCAAGUUAGAGAAAAAAUAAAUUCAGUGUCACUGGACAAUGUUGUGAAGCAGUAAUUUUCCAUUUAUAUUGCUUGUGGUAAUAACACUGGUUGGAUUUGUGCUGGUCGGACAAAGUUUGACUGAGCAUUGAAACAAACGCAACUAAGUUAUACUGUAAUAAUUUAACCAUCACUUAAUCUCCUGCUUUCUGCUCUUCCCUGCUGAGAGAAGACUGUUAAUACAGCUUUGGUUAGUGAAACACUGAUUUUGUGUACUGGACAAAACUUGCUAUUAACAGGUUUUGGGUUCCAGACCAAAAUGGGUAUUUUUCCAACAGAAUCCGGGGUUGGAUCCAAUAUCCCUGACAUGGAGACUCGAUGUAAGAUUUGUCAGCAGGAUGUCAGCACUAUGUCAAUCUGUAGCCAUUUCCUGUCUGUGCUCUUUUACGUGUCAAUGAGAUUUAGUAUUUGAGUGUUACAAAGCUCUCCUUUUUGAAAUGCAUAUGGGAUUCUAUGUAAUUAACAAUCAGCUUUAAUUUUUGAUUUAAUAAAGUGAUUCUCCUGGUUAUGUGAUUUUUGAUUCUCUUCUUUACUGUCUGAAUAGGUAUAGCCUAGUUGGAAGUGUUCCAGAUCACCAUGUAACCAGUCUGCUGCUUUAACCUGGAGUGUGCGACAAAGCCCCAAAUCUGACGCACACCGUUGCUGACCUAUCAGACCCAUUAACACUGACUGAUUACACACUAUUGUCACGUGAAACUGCCUUUUGUCAUGACAGGAUUACGGCUGAUAGGAUUACUGUUAUAGCCAAGAUUUAAUUAUCUAGCACACUGUGUCCAGAAAACCUGGCCUUGUUUACAAAAACAGUUCAUUGAUAACAAAAUACCACAUCAAAGCCACUUGCAAACAAACAAACAAUAUUAAACGAUUCUGUUUCAUUCCAGAAGGGUCCAGAAUCCUUAGCAACACCACUGAGAGUAACCACAGGCAUAGUUCAUCACAACUUUCCAGUGGGAUUGCCACUUUGUCAUGGUGGAGAGGCUUGCGUGAUCCUGUGAUCUCAAGAGCAAUGUCCUCUGGAGCUAUGCUCCUGGUAGGGUCACCCAUGGCGGUAAGGACAAAGGGGAGGUUCCUUGACGAAGAGCAAUCCAACCAAGAAUUAAGCAGAAAAGUGCCCCCAGUUGUCUUGGACCACAUGCCACAAAACCACCAGGAUUGUGAGAUCUGGAAGCCUUUAGUCAUAAACUGGCACAUUAGGCGGUGAUAGACUAGACACACCACAGCCAAUUUUGCUGCAGUGCCCAGGGAGCAGUUGGGGGUUCGUUGCCUUACUCAAGGGCAUCUCAUUCAUGGUAUUGAAGGUGGAAGAUUCAGCAUUCAGCGCUGGACCACCCACAGCAGGCACCUGAGAGCUAUGAAACAAUACCAUCAAAGAUCCUUACAAAAGAUUCUGAGGAUCAGCUGGGAGGACCACCAACAUCAGCAUCUUGGAAGAAGCCAACAUGAGCAGCAUCACCACUACUAUAAUGCAGUACCAACUUCGAUGGACAGGUCAUGUCAUCCGUAUACAUAAUACAUGUCUCCCUAAAAAGAUCCUGAACUCUCAUCUGAAGGAAGGUAGUUGAGCAAUUGGUGGACAAAAGAAACCAUCAUCAACGAUCAUCAACUUUCUCCUGUCGACAUUGCACCAAAGUAUGCGGAUCGCAGAUUGGCCUCUACAGCCAUCUGAAGUCCCACAGAUCCAAAAGAGAGGACAGUCAUACUCGUUUCGGGUGACCGCCGAUAAUGAUGAUGAUUUCAUCACAUUAACUAUAAAUAUGAGAAAAUGUGAGAAAUGUGAGAUCAUAAAGCAAUGAUCUUUUUUAUUCCAUGGAGGAAACAAAAACAGAAUUUCAAAAUGCAAACUCAAUAUUAUGAGGCAAAAAGAUUAUGAUUGUGAGUAAAGAAACAAGCAGACUGGUUUGUAGUGCAAACAGUUUUACCGUUUACUGCACAUUCUUAUUAUUCUCAUUAUUAUGAACCAGAAGUCUCACCACUAAUGAUCACACAUUAAUGUGCAUUGUGUUUAUGUACACCAGUCGAGAUCUACUUUUCCUCUCUCAAACAGGAGAGCGAGGCGCUGGCAAUUCCAAGGUCAUGGGUUCGAUUCCCAGGAAAUGCAUGAAACUGAUAAAAUGUGUACCUUGAAUGCAUUGUAAGUCAAGGUGUGUGUCAAAUGCAUAAAUGGAAAUGGAAACGGAAACAGAAAGGCUAAGCACUAAGCACUACCAAUGGAUGGUCAAGCCUACUGAAGUCAAACCUGGGAAAUCCCCUUAAACCACAAGAAAGGCUGUAUCAAGAGUAGUCAACUUUAAUAAACAUGACAAAUUCGUCCAUGCCAACCUAUUCUCCAGAGAAAAAUUAUUUAAUUGAGCCGGUGCGUAAGAGAUACUCUCAACCGUAAUGAGAUCAUAGUGAAGGCACGUGCUGACUUUCCUUGUGGCUUUACAGACGGCUCAUUUACCUGCCCUCAUGGAUUAGUUUCAGGAACAACACAGUGCACUACUAUUUUACCCUUUGCUACAGUAGUAAAUACACAAAAAGUGGGGGUUAUCUGACAUCACUUCAUGCCAAAAACCCAGAACUAUGGCACAGAGCCACUGUCAACAGGGAAGUGUUAGAUUUUAUUACUCCAUCCUAAUCCUCUAAGCCUCCUAAAUCCUCCCGACCGUGGUUUUGAGAUGCUGGAUGGAUGCAUGAUGGCUUAAUCCCCCGUUAGAAAAGGUUAUCCUUUGCCCUCCUGCGAUACUCACAGCGUCUCGCCAUGGAGGAGCUACUGAUACCUGCAGAUGCCGAAGAGGCACCUCCCGAGCCUGGCAUCUUCUUCUCUCCAGCGGGACCAGCUAAAACCCCGCUGGAGAGAAUGAAGGACUUCAUGGCAAGCAUCUUCUCAGUCAGCGUCAGAGAGUAUGUGAAGGACUACAUCAGGCAAAACGGGUUGCUGACGCUCUCGGUUCUAGCCGUGAUCACAGGAUGUGUCCUGGGCUUCACUCUGAGAGAUCUAGACCUCUCCACACAGGCAAAAAUAUAUUUCUCCUUCCCUGGUGAGCUGCUCAUGAGGAUACUUAAAAUGUUGAUUCUUCCCCUAAUCACCUCCAGUUUAAUGUCUGGACUGUCGUCUAUGGAGUCGAAGGCCUGCUGCAGGAUGGGGGUGCUGACGGUCACCUACUACCUUUGGACCACAUUCGUUGCAGUAGUGGUUGGCAUUAUACUCGUUCUUAUCAUCAAACCUGGCUAUGGGACACACGCGGAGGGCAGUAGACUGGGAGGUGGACAAGUCAUAACGUCUGCAGAUGCACUGCUGGAUCUGGUCAGGAAUAUGAUCCCCUCCAAUCUCAUUGAAGCCACAUUUCAGCAGUAUAAGACAGACAUUAUUCCAAUCAUGAAAACACCAGUGAACACAGGGCGCCCAAAUUUUGUCUACUUGAUGCCUGAUGAAGAAAAUCCAAAGGGUCGGACAGUGCUGUUGGAGCUAACACCACCUCCAGACAUCGAGUAUAAGACCCGUCCAAGCAGCAGUCAGCAGAUGAAUGUACUCGGCAUUGUUAUUUUCUCAGCCACAAUGGGUCUCUUACUUGGUAAAAUGGGCGAACGGGGAGUUCCUCUGGUGAACGUUUGCCAGUGCAUCAAUGAGUGUGUGAUGAAGAUCAUUAACGCGGCUGUAUGGUAUUUUCCUUUUGGGAUCAUCUUCCUUGUAGCUGGCAAAAUCCUGGACAUGAGUGAUCCCUCCACACUUGGGAAGAAGCUGGGUUGGUAUGGGGUGACGGUCAUGGCAGGCCUGUUUGUGCACGGCCUCAUCUUGCUUCCAUUCUUUUAUUUCAUUCUGACAUGGAAAAAUCCUUUCACAUACAUCAGAGGGCUUCUGCAAGCCAUGGUCAUCGCCCUCGCUACGUCAUCCAGUUCUGCAACGCUGCCCAUUACAAUGAAAUGUUUGCUGGAGAACUGCCGAGUGGACAGGCAGAUUGCCCGGUUUGUGCUGCCAGUGGGAGCCACCAUUAACAUGGAUGGAACGGCGCUUUAUGAAGCAGUUGCUGCUAUUUUCAUUGCUCAGGUCAAUGACUACGAACUGGAUUUCGGACAGUUGGUCACCAUCAGUAUAACAGCAACCGCUGCCAGCAUAGGUGCGGCUGGAAUCCCUCAGGCAGGCCUUGUAACCAUGGUUAUAGUGCUGUCAUCUGUCGGACUGCCAGCGGAUGACAUCACACUGAUUGUGGCCAUUGAUUGGAUCUUGUAA
Cyprinus carpio (common carp) is the source of this 5521-nucleotide messenger RNA. Its product is annotated as excitatory amino acid transporter 5-like. Gene Ontology annotation, cellular component: plasma membrane. Bases 4052 to 5521 code for a protein of 489 amino acids. The record is from RefSeq and is a predicted model, not a curated record. Gene Ontology annotation, biological process: L-glutamate transmembrane transport. The transcript is spliced from 9 exons. Gene Ontology annotation, molecular function: neutral L-amino acid transmembrane transporter activity; L-glutamate transmembrane transporter activity; glutamate:sodium symporter activity. NCBI's taxonomy places the organism in Eukaryota, Metazoa, Chordata, Actinopteri, Cypriniformes, Cyprinidae.